Messenger RNA from Linepithema humile (Argentine ant), 2221 nucleotides. RefSeq names its product gastrula zinc finger protein XlCGF46.1-like. The record is from RefSeq and is a predicted model, not a curated record. Lineage: Eukaryota; Metazoa; Arthropoda; Insecta; Hymenoptera; Formicidae. Gene Ontology annotation, biological process: regulation of transcription by RNA polymerase II. Gene Ontology annotation, molecular function: RNA polymerase II cis-regulatory region sequence-specific DNA binding; DNA-binding transcription factor activity, RNA polymerase II-specific.
AUGGAGCGUAAGAAUUUUGCUAUCAGCAGUCGUUUCCAACAAAAUCAAGCGAUGUACGACACGGAGGAUUUGGAGAUCAUCGGCAGUUGCAAGCCUUGCAAGACUUGUCACGAAAUUAAGAUAAAGACUGAGAUUUUGGACGAAAUUGAGAAUUUUUCGGUCAACGACGAAUUGGACAUCGAACAGCACGUCAAAAGCAAACAGUUGGAAAGAGUAUUGUGCCAUGAAAAUUCCGAACAGAUCCCAAAAUCAGACUGUCAAAGAAACGCAAGCGUUUCACUUUCUCGGAGACAAAUGGAUGAGUACACUGACUUAAAGGAAUACAUCGUGUCAUUGACAAGAGGGAAGCUUUUAAUGUGCAACGUCUGCAAGAUCGAAUUUCCGAACGAGGCCGAGUUCAGGACUCACAUGAUUGGACACAGCUAUGGGAAACUUUUCCAGUGCGGAUUUUGCAAGAAGCAGUUCUCAAGAUCGGCAACCUAUAAGGAUCAUAUGCAUUUUACUCCGAAGCCUUUUGCGUGCAGACAAUGUGAGCUCCAAUUCCAGAAGAAACGUGCGUCGGAAGAACGACAGGCUAAAGCGCAUUCUCGGAGAAAGACGUUUCGGUGUUUUAUCUGUAAGAAAGAAUUCCUGCACCAUCGGUCGCUGCGCGAUCAUAAGCUGAUGCACAAUAACGCGAAGCCGCACGGGUGCACGACCUGCGGCAAGAGCUUCCUGCGGCCCAGCAGCCUUCGGACCCACAUGAUCGUCCACACCGCGGACUUGCCGUUCGCGUGCAAUCUCUGCCCAGCGAAGUUCAAGAGAUCGUCAGUGCUGAAAACGCACAAGCUGACGCACACAAGCGUGAGAAGAUUCGAGUGCGACAUUUGCAAGCAUCGUUUCCACCUGAAAGGCGCGCUGAAGCAUCACAUACUGGCGCAUUACGGUAUCAAGCCCUAUAAAUGUGAAGACUGCGGCCAAACUUACAGAAGAUCCUGGGGUUUGAAAGUGCAUAGAUAUCGACAUACUGGCGUAAAGCAAUUCGAAUGCGAUUUCUGCAAGCUGCGCUUCAGCGUGAAGACGAAGCUCGCGAAUCAUAUUUACACGCACACUGGCGAGAAACCUUACAAGUGUAAUGCCUGCGGACGUCAGUACGGCGAGAGAUAUCAGUUGAAAGCGCACAGGUGUACGGCAUUACUUGACAACUCAUUGAAACUGAAAACUACCCAAAUUUCAUUCUAUCAGCCAAAGCUAUCGAAAAGUCUGAUAAAAGUAAACUCAUUUAACAGCGUAUGCUAAGAAAUAAUGCCAUCGAGAAAUAUUGUUCAAGUUAAGAUUGCAAAUCUUUUGUUAUAUCGAAAACAUUCUGAAUAUAUCGAGCAGACAAUAAAAACAACUAUUAAACUCAUAAAAAUUGCGUAUAAAAAAUGUAUAUAGAUUUACGAAUAUCACAACGCAACUUUCAAAGCGCAGAUGCUGCCCGAACGAUUAAUUUAAUUAUUAUCGGUCACGAUCGCGCUUAUAAUAAGACUCGUUCCUCGGCUUGAUACAAUGGCUGGCCACCAUUUCGUUCGUGAUCAAAUCUAUCCGCACGGAUCCCAUCCGUGUUUGCAUGCCCGUGAAGCUUAAUAAGGCAUGGCCUUAAUAAGCACUUCGCCGCAGAACAAAACACCGAUUAAUCCCAGACUGGACCGACUCGAUACGGAUUGGUUUCGAGCUGCCUGCCGACUCGCGCGGGAUAGGUCGGCUUAGGUUCGUCAUCAACGUAUCGUAUAUAAUCACAGUCUUUAUUCGAUAUUGCUCGAACGUGACCGCCGGGAUCACCGAACAGCGCAGCGAAAUUAAUGCAACUUCCAAGACGUAACAGUCCUCUGGAAACAAUUAUUUACUUUCAACGAUAUACACCCAUGUGUUGUUAUAAUAGCGAACGUCGUAGAUACCGCAUAUAAUUGUUUACGUAAUUUACAUUCCUGUCGUGGAGAAAGCAGAUUUCGCAAUACAAAUAGUUCGCACAAUUUCUUUUUAAUCAGCAACGUCUAAGGAAUUAAUUACUGCUUCCUUGAUUUCGUAAAAAUUCCACAGCGAUAUAUUAAAAUUAAUUAAAUAUCUCGAUCUGUAAUUAUUGCACAUUGCUUCGUCUUUCGCUUCAUCUUAGUGCUUUUGGCGAUAAUCAAAAUCGAAAUUUGUAUCAUUAUUUAUAAGACAGCGGUUUUAUCUUGUUAUCAAAUUUACGAUUGUUUAA